Molecule: messenger RNA, 3552 nt
Organism: Passer domesticus (house sparrow)
Lineage: Eukaryota; Metazoa; Chordata; Aves; Passeriformes; Passeridae
Gene: PGF
Product: placental growth factor
Exons: 7
Coding region: 869-1363 (164 amino acids)
Biological process (GO): sprouting angiogenesis; positive regulation of angiogenesis; positive regulation of endothelial cell proliferation
Cellular component (GO): membrane
Molecular function (GO): vascular endothelial growth factor receptor binding; chemoattractant activity; growth factor activity
Source: RefSeq, a predicted model, not a curated record
GACAGAAACGUGAAUCCUGGCACGGACACAGAGCUCGUUAUUUCCCUAGGACCUGCAGCCCACGGGGGAUCGUGUUGCCUGUUGGCAUCUCAUCACACCUCCCAUAGUUCCAGCUUCCCUGGAGUCUGGGGCUUAAAAAUAGAACAGAAAAGGCCAACAGAGCUCCUUUGGGUUGGCAGCAGGGCUCGACCUGAGACUUGCUGUACCCCCUUCCCUUCAAAGCUGUAGACCAGAACCAGGAUGCUGUCCCUGGGGCAGGGGGAGCUGGAAAUGCUUUGACAGGGGUCCAACGGCAGGAGCUGAUGGAACAGGCACGGGGCAGCUUGAGGGGGAAGGGGCUGGGCAGACAGUCACUGGAAGUCUGAGUGGGAACAGGACGUCAGUAGAGGAAUGAAGAGGAUGGGUGGGAAAGGGGCUGUUGUAUGGAGGCAGGAGCCAGGUGGGCACAGAAUGGGUGGAUGGGCACGGAGCACUGAAAGCAGCAAGCCGAGAAGCCCAGCAUAGCCCCGGUGGUUCCUGCCGGCCGGGGAUUCAUCGGGCACGGGACGGUGAAUUGAAGCGCCGGGGCAGCCCCAUGGACUAAUGGCCGGAGGCGGUGCGGGGCGCUGGAGGAGGGGGCUCCGCCGGGUCCGGGAGCACCGGCCGUCCCCCCGGGGCCGGGCACCUGCUCCCGCCCCGCGGCGGGGCCGGGGCGGGGCGGCGGCGGGGCGGUGGCGGUGAAAUACGGCGGCGGAGCGAGGCGCGCUCCCAUGGCCCGGCGGCGGCGGAGGCGGCACGGCGGGGCCGGUGGCCCGGCGGCGGAGGCAUGCCGGGGGCGGCGGGGCGGUAGCGGCGGCGCCGAGUCUGUACCGGGGCGGCGGGAGCGGCGAUGCGGCUGCUCGGCGCCUUCCUGCGGCUGCUGGUGGCCGGGACGCUGGGGGCACCGCCCGCCCCGGCCCCGGAGGAGCGGGGGACCGCCAGCACGGAGUCUCCCGUCCUUACCUUUCGGGAGAUCUGGAAUCGUAGUUUCUGCCGGCCUCUGGAGCAGCUGGUGGACGUCAUUACCGAAUUCCCCAACGAGGUGGAGUACAUUUUCAGACCCUCGUGCGUCUCCCUGCAGCGCUGUGGAGGCUGUUGCGGGGACGAGGGUCUCCGCUGCGUCCCCGUGGAGACCAGCACGGUCACCAUGCAGCUCCUGAAGAUAAAGCCAAACGGGGAGGCGCCCUAUGUGGAGAUGGCGUUCACCGAGCACAAGCGGUGCGAGUGCAGGCCCCGGCAGGACCUGAUGAGGCUGGGAAGGAGGAGGUCCAAGGGCCGAGGUAAGAGAAGACAAGACAAGAAGGGACGGAAAGACUGUGAACUAUGUGGCACACCACGCAGGUAGCCUCUGCCCUGCCCCCAGCCUCGCUCCUGCCACCUGGGUUGGAGCCAGCUGCCUUUGUCCCCAGAAUGGGACACUUGUGGAGUCAUGUCCCUCCAGCUGCAGCGGAGAGCAGGACUCCAGCAUGGAAGAGCUGACUGUUACUCUUGCUUGGCCCUGGUGGGAACACGGCCUGGCACCAAGGACUCCCUUGCCCCAUCUGCCCCACUGGCAGCAAGAAAAAAGGACUUGUGACCAAGCCUGGGGCUGAAGAUGAGGAGCUCAAGCAGUUUGUUGUGUUUGGGGACAUUCUAGGGGCAAUGAGGAGCCAUGUGCUGCUGGAACUGGCUGGGGAGGACACCAUGAUGUGGAGAUGGCUCACAGAACUGCACCUGCAAAACUUCUCUGUCCUGCCAGCACUCUGCAGCUGGGGAGGAAGGAAAUCUGGGGCAGGCAAGGCUGUAGGGCUGCAUCCGUCCCAAUUUUGGCACAGGGCAGCCCAGGCAGGUGCCAGGGAUCUUGCCUGGGAAGCUGUUCUGCUUGGGAACAGAAGGGAGCUGGGCUCCUCAUGUAUUCACAGCUACAUCUCAGCUUUGCCCUGCUCAAUAAAAGCUGGUCAGACAUGGGAGCUGGCAGCUCCUGUCUGCUUUCCAACAAGCACAGGGAACUUCCCCAAGGGCACCCACUCAGGCUGGAAUGGGGCAGUGACCCAGGGUUUGUCCCCAUCACCUAUCCUGCAGCACAAAGGCACUGCCCUUGGUGUGAUGCUGGAGAUGGGCAACCAGCAGGUUGCCCCCUGGGCUGGGGGCUAUCCAUGUGCUGGAGUUCAGUUGGCUGCUGGGAGACCCUUGGGUGGGCUGCCCUUCCUCUCCACACCAGUGUGGGACUGGUACCUCUCUGUGUUCACUGUGCCCAUCCUGUUCUCACCCCAGUGCAAAUGUCUGGCUCAGUGUCCUGUCCUCCCUGGCAGGGCUGAUGCAAAGUUUAGGGCACUGGGGUGCAGGCUGCCCACUUGGGAAAUACCCCACUGAGGGUCAUUUACCUGACAUGGGAACAGACUGGCCUGGGGCCUCCUUUCCUUACUGGGAAUACCCUUAGGAUACAAGGAGCUGGUGGUCCUCAUCGAGGUGGCUGUGGGGACUACUGUUUCCUGCUUUUCCCACUCAGCCAGCUCUCUGCCCAGGUCUAGGGGGAAGCCACAGCCCCUGGUUCUCCAUGCUUUAAGCAGUUCUCCUGAGUUCUUCCUGUCUCCAUUUCCACCCCUGCUGCAGUGGGUCUGGGGCUGUCUGCCAAAUGCAUGCCAUGCUGAUCUGUGCAAGCCAUAUCCUGCAGCAGUGCAUAUGGCUGGAAACCUUUGGGGUGAGUUGGCAUUUGCAUAUUUGUGGGGCACUCCUGGCACUGGGCAAAAAAAAAAAAAAUCAAGGGUCAUUCUUGAAAGCUUCAAACAAAAGACUGGAGGGCAAGAUCUGCAAAGGUUUCAAGGUUACCCUUAAAUGAUGGGACCUGUGGUUUAUCCUGCUCUGAGGAACAAGGGUGGAGCCUAACAUAGCAAGAAGUGGGGUCCAAGGUGGCUCCUUCCCACAUCUGACAGGGCUGCCUGUGAUGGGGGUUAAUUAGGACUCUCUAAGCCAUAAUGGUGGUGUUGCCUGAGGCUGGCACAAGGAUGUGGGGACAGGGCAGAUCCCUUUUCCCUGUCAGGGAAAGCUGGAGGUGGUAAUGUGAACCUGCAUGCUGCCACCAUGUAGCUGGCAUGGACUGUGUGAGUUGUAGCUGUGCAGCUGGGCAUAUCGUUCAGGAGCUUGCUGGAUCCCUUUUGGAUCCCAUUUCCAGGCAUCCACAGUAUCCUGGAGCACAGCCUACAUGGGCUUUGCCUCAGAAAUAGCCCAUGAAGUUCCUCCUUCACUACCUCAUAGAUGAGGGGAACUCACUGCUCCCCUUCCCAUAUCACUCAAAGUCUGUGUGGGCUGUGUGCUGGCCUGGUCCACGCAGGCUUUCCCUAUCACUGUGUGUCAUUUCUGCCUGGCUGGUUUUGCUCUGAGGCCAAGGAGAACCAUGUGCAGCACUUGAGGAUGUAUGUGAUGGUUUCUGUAUUGUCUUUAAUACCCCAGUAGUAUUACAUAUUUAAAAAAGGAAGUUACCUAAAUCAAGUAUGUUAAUUAAUAAAAAUAAGUUUAUCAAGACUCAUUAUUAGGAUUAAAGCAAAGUCAAACACA